GAGCGGCGCGGGAGGAAGCGGAAAUGCGUGACCACUUUAAAGGUGUUGUCCCGCCCAUCCGCCCUCUCUUUCCGUCUCCGGCCGCCAUUGGGAGAGGAGCCGCCGCCAUGUCCGCGCACCUGCAAUGGAUGGUGGUUCGGAACUGCUCCAGUUUCUUGAUCAAGAGGAAUAAGCAGACGUACAGCACGGAGCCCAAUAAUCUGAAGGCCCGAAACUCCUUCCGCUACAACGGGCUGAUUCACCGCAAGACCGUCGGAGUGGAGCCCGCGGCUGAUGGCAAAGGGGUCGUGGUGGUUAUGAAACGCAGAUCCGGUCAGCGAAAACCUGCCACUUCUUACGUGCGGACCACCAUCAACAAGAACGCUCGGGCAACCCUCAGCAGCAUCCGGCACAUGAUCCGGAAGAACAAGUACCGCCCUGAUCUGCGAAUGGCGGCCAUCCGCAGGGCCAGUGCCAUCCUUCGAAGCCAGAAGCCUGUGGUGGUGAAGAGGAAACGGACCCGUCCCACCAAGAGUUCCUGAGCCCCACACCCCAGAAGCAAUAAAGAGUCCACUGACUUGUUCACUUGUA
Molecule: messenger RNA, 570 nt
Organism: Apodemus sylvaticus (European woodmouse)
Lineage: Eukaryota; Metazoa; Chordata; Mammalia; Rodentia; Muridae
Gene: Rpl28
Product: ribosomal protein L28
Exons: 5
Coding region: 24-521 (165 amino acids)
Biological process (GO): translation
Cellular component (GO): ribosome; cytosolic large ribosomal subunit
Molecular function (GO): structural constituent of ribosome
Source: RefSeq, a predicted model, not a curated record